Molecule: messenger RNA, 2761 nt
Organism: Dreissena polymorpha
Lineage: Eukaryota; Metazoa; Mollusca; Bivalvia; Myida; Dreissenidae
Product: A disintegrin and metalloproteinase with thrombospondin motifs adt-1-like
Source: RefSeq, a predicted model, not a curated record
UUUAAGGUGAACGGCUUUUAAAAAGUUGUCGGGAUGUGUCGAUUUGGAAGUGCGGUGUAACUUUUCAAUAAAGAAAAAACAAACAAUUUGAUGUAAGGUAUACAUACGCAUUUACAUGUCAUACAAUUAAAUAUAAACAUUUGAAACUAUUCCUUUGAUUUCAAUUCUGUUAUAGAAAUCACAAACCAAACGUAUGUAGGAUUGACACAACGAUUUUCAAACGUUUAAUAAUAGGAACUAGGACAUCUGACCUGCGUGUCUCAGUCUAGAUAAGAACUUUCGUUGAGGCGGUUUGCGGUUUGCGCUUGGACCUACGGCUGCUAAGACUGGAUAAAGACAAUAGCAACCAGUCAAAAGAUGAGACCGUUUCUAUCUGUGCUCGUGUUAGCGGGAUGGCUACUUCCUGGAUCCAUUGGGGCCACCUUCUGCACCGUAGACGAUGACACGCCUGUGUUCAGCUCCCCAGAUCUCGGCUCCAGAGUUGUCACACUGGUCGAGAGGAACACGUGUUUCCAUGGUGACAUGGAUGGGGAAUGGCUAGUACUGCAGGAUACUCCAAUGUAUUACAUACAUGGCUACACAGUAAACGAGGAUACUAAAUCUAGCGCUGAUAUAAACGGGUAUCGAGAAUACGAUCCUUGGUAUAAACAAAGUGUUCGUUCAAGAUGCGUGGAUGUCGAAGGAAUAAACACCUGCGCUGGCGCACGAUCGAUUCCCAAUUAUAGACAAGAAAAACGAUUUCUACUGGGUGAUGCAACAUGGACAAAUUGGAUCGAAUGGUCUGAAUGUAACUCCUCAUGCAAUGUCGAGGGAACGCGGAAUCGUACACGACAGUGCUUUGUAUUGAACCCGAAUGUCCAAGCGAAUUGCAAUGGCGGUGACUCGAUACAAUUACAGACGUGCACAAAAUCCUGUUUGGGGUCGUGCUCGGAUGGCUUUUCGUGGACGUUAUGGCAUGACUGUAACAAAACUUGUGAUGGUAUAACAAUGAGGUUGGGAUACUGUUUGAAUGGCACUGCAAAUGUCACCACUACAGAGGAAAAAAAUUGUACUCGUGAAUUAUGCCCAGUGGAUGGAACGUGGUCUGAUUGGGGCAAAUGGGGUUCUUGUUCUACAACCAUGAAUCUGGCACAAGGAAUUCGUUUCAGAUACAAAGAGUGUUUACCUACCAAUCGACAUGGUGGAGCUGAGUGUCCGGGAAAACCGUAUGACACUGGCGUGUGCAUGGGAUCUGAUUGGGAAGAAUGGAGUUUAUGGACUAACUGUACGAGUACAGAUUGCUCGAAAGGUUCAACAGUAAGAAUGCGCGUGUGCAAAAUCCAAUCCUGUACUGGUGCUGAUUACGAAGCUAAAGAGUGCCAUAUCACAGAUUGUCCAAUAAAUGGCGGCUGGGGAGCCUGGGAGGUCUGGUCUAUCUGCGAAUGUAACGGAUUUCGUAGGCGAUAUCGCCAAUGUAACAGCCCGCCUCCCAAAAAUGGCGGACAUGAUUGUCAGGAUACGAAGCGAUACGAAGUGGAAAUGUGCAAUAACACAAUCAAUUGUCCAGUUAACGGUAGCUGGGGUGCUUGGGAAGGCUGGUCCGUCUGCUACUGUAGCGGAUUUCGUCCGCGAUAUCGCAAGUGUGAUAGUCCGCCUCCCAUGAAUGGCGGGCAGUAUUGCAACAACGGUACCGAUUUCGAAGUGGUUAUGUGCAACCAUACGAGCAAUACUAACUGUCCAGUUAAUGGAGCUUGGACUGACUGGCAAGCGUGGUCCACUUGCUCCGUAAGCUGCGGGAAUGGAACUCAUUAUCGAAACCGGAACUGUACUAACCCACCUCCAGCGAAUGGAGGACGGGAUUGUGGUACAGAUGAUAGCGUGAUUCAGAAUUGUAGUAGCUCGGUACCUUGUCCAGUUAACGGUAGCUGGGGUGCUUGGGAGGGCUGGUCUGUCUGCUACUGUAACGGAUUUCGUCCGCGAUAUCGCAAGUGUGAUAGUCCGCCGCCCUUGAAUGGCGGGCAGUAUUGCAACAACGGUAACGAUUUCGAAAUGGGUAUGUGCAACCGAACAAGCAACACUAACUGUCCAGUUAAUGGAAAUUGGGCUGACUGGUCAGCGUGGUCCACUUGCUCCGUAAGCUGCGAAAAUGGAACUCAAUCUCGAAACCGGAACUGCACUAACCCACCUCCAGCGUAUGGAGGACGGGCUUGUAGUACAGAUGAUAGCGAUAUUCAGAAUUGUAGUAGCUCGGUACCUUGUCCAGUUCCUGGUGGUUGGUCCACGUGGAGUGACUGGUCGAGCUGCUCUGCCACGUGUCAGGCGACGGGUUUUCAGUACCGUAACAGGUCAUGUGACAGUCCACCUUCUGGCAUCGGUGGACAAAACUGUACUGGCGAUGUUGGAGACAAAAUGAACUGCAAUGGUACAGGACCUUGUCCCGUCGAUGGCGGCUACUCUAACUGGCUGCAGUGGUCCGACUGCUCUGCCACGUGCGAAGGAGGAUUCAGAUCUCGUUCUCGUGAUUGUAACGAGCCACGCCCCCAGAAUGGGGGAAGCAAUUGCAGUGUCCUCGGAAAGAGCUCUGAGGCACAGACCUGCAAUAUACAACCGUGUCCUGUUGACGGGAACUGGGGAAUCUGGUCAAACUGGAGUAGAUGCGACGUGACCUGUGGUAACGGCACGAGGACCAGAAACAGACCGUGUGAGGGGAUUGCAUACGGUGGACAGAACUGCUCUGGCGAUGCGCUUCAAACUGAAACCUGCCGUGAAGUCGUCUGCCCAG